GCCGCUAACGCUAACUGUAGAAGUUCCGAGCUAGCUGGCCUAGCAAGUAAGAGAACGAUAACAAGUGACUUAUGUUUGAUUUGGUUAGCCCGGUGGACCCCGGUAAGUAAACUGUGUUUCGUCCAGCUAAUGGAGACAACAAACCUCAAUGGGAGUAGUUCGGGAACUGCGGCUUUAGCUGAGCUUUCGAAGUACCUAUCCCUGUAGGUUACUUUAGCUUCCCAGAUAGCCGUCGUUACUAUCCCUCGGAAGAAUGAGUAGAAAACACCGUCACCUAAAGGGAGCCGAAGUCAGCUGCUGCGUUAAAUACUUCUUAUUUGGAUUUAACAUUAUAUUCUGGUUGCUAGGAGCAGCAUUCUUGGGUAUAGGCCUGUGGGCAUGGGCGGAGAAGGGCGUGCUGUCAAAUCUGUCGUUGAUCACCGACCUCGGGGGCUUUGACCCCGUGUGGCUCUUCAUGGUGGUGGGAGGGGUCAUGUUCAUCCUGGGCUUCGCCGGCUGCAUCGGAGCGCUCCGAGAGAACACCCUCCUGCUCAAAUUCUUUUCCGUGUUCCUCGGCUUGAUCUUCUUCCUGGAGCUGACUGCGGGGAUCCUCGCCUUUGUCUUCAAGGACUGGAUCAAAGACCAGUUAAACUUUUUCAUCAAUAAUAACAUCAAGGCUUAUCGCGAUGACAUCGACUUGCAGAAUCUCAUUGACUUCACCCAGGAAUAUUGGAUGUGCUGCGGAGCUCAUGGGCCUGACGACUGGAACCAGAACAUCUACUUCAACUGCACUGACAGGAAUCCCAGCAGAGAACGCUGCGGAGUCCCUUUCUCCUGUUGUAUCAAAAAUCCUGCCGAGGACAUCAUCAAUACACAGUGUGGUUACGACAUUCGGCUUGAAAGGAGAUAUAAGGACCUGGACCAGCAGAAAUCCAUCUACACCAAGGGCUGUGUGGGACAGUUUGAGAAGUGGCUUCAGGACAACCUGAUUGUUGUCGCUGGGAUCUUUGUUGGCACUGCACUUUUACAGAUUUUUGGCAUCUGCCUCGCUCAAAACCUGGUAAGUGAUGUCAAAGCUGUUAAAGCCAACUGGUGACACGAGCCCCGCGCCGCGUGACCCGGCCAGGCCAUCGCAGCACACUUGGUACCGUCCAGAUUGUGGACGGAGAGCCAACACUCUUGCAUACCUACAGACAGAAAAAAAAAAGUUUCUUAUCCUGCUCAUCAGUGACACUUGAUACGAGGAAAGAAAAUGUUCAAUGCAAACCAAACGUCACGGAUUUUAACCCAAAUGUCCAAAAAGAAGACGGAGUUGCCUACUUGAGAGAUGAUUUUUAUUAUUAUUAUUAUUGUUGUCUGAGUUUGUUCCUUGGACAAAUGUAUUUAUGCCACACGGUUGCACAAAGACCCUCUGUCAAGCCGGGAAGCCAUGGAUGGAAGUAAGGUGACCAAUUCAAUAAACUGAGGAAAGCUGACGGGUCCUUUUACAGGUCGAGCAUCAAAGACUGCUUUUAUUUUUUUAUGCAUUCAUCUUGCUUUAGAAAAAAAUGGCGGUCAACCUUCUGGCCAGCCUCUGUACUCAUGGCGGGAGGGGGAGAUGCCAUGCGUAUGUCAUUUCCUCUCUUCUCUGUGCAACUUUUAAGUGGUAUUGAUACAGUUAUAUUCUAUUUACAAAUGUAAAAAAAAAGUGCCAUUAUUUUCCCUGUUUUUGUUUCCUAUAGUAAAUUUCUCCUGUCUGCUCCCCUAAUACCUCAGGACCUGGCUGAAGAUAUGUUCUUUACGCUGAAGACAGAUGCAGUAAAACAGGGAUAGAUCUUUGGAAGUCACCUUGUUUGCCCCCAUAGCGAUUGUAUCACUAGUUGAUUUUCUGAUGGAUGUUUAUUUUAUUACAGAGUUGGUUGGUGUGGUCAGUGCCAUAUAAGGAAAGGGGUUUAAUGCGAGCGAUUGUUGGGACGUGGGAUUGCUGGUUUGGGGCCUUUUUGUUCUUGACUUCUUUGACCACUUUUGUCUUAUAAUGUGUCCCUUUGCAUUGAUAUCUAUUUUUUAAAGAUGUCCUUUAUUCAUGCUUUCUUUUUGUGUCCACUUACAGAUAGAUGCUUAUAUUUCUAAGUCAUUGUUUUAUUUUUUUUUUAUUUUAUUUUUUUUUUUAUAUAAUAUGAGGCACCGACUGCAAAACCGCUUCUGUCUGUUGGUGUUACCAAACGUAACGGAGACCAAAUAAUUUCAUUUGUCCACGAGAGAUUUCCUCUGGAAUGCAAAUACCAUUUUAGAUAGAAUGUGAAUUUAUUGUCUCUUUCUGUUGAAAGUGCCAGUUGAACUGAGAGAUCAGAGAAAGAUUAAACGUUGAAAUUAGCUUUUAUCUUUAAGUGAAUUGUUGCGUCUUUUUGUCUGAAUUAAAUUUCAUUUGGAAGAGUUAAUACAUGCUGUUCUCACUUUAACAUGAAUGCUGCUUUAACUUUUGCUCGCUGAGUUGUGCAGUAACCCAGAGAGAAAGAGAAAGAAAGAUCUCACGCAGUGAAUUUUGAAAGUAUUUUGUCAUUUCUAGAUGCUUCCUCUGUUUAUUGUUUGUGAAGAGAUGAUUGGCUCUUACGACUUUGCUUUGCAUAUCUUGCCAUCCGGUCGUGAUUACGGUUUCGGUCCCAACCAGGUCAGCGUAUAACUCUGUCCUUCUAUUCCCAGUGUUUUAACUGUUGUCUCUGGUUGUAACGGUGUCAUUCUGAUGCGCGACAAACUGGAUCCAAGAGGGCUGGAUACAUACACACUUUACAUUUUGAAUGCUAUGCACACACGCCUGAAAGAUGAGAGGCAUUCACAUUCUGUGAACACAACCCCAAAAACUUUCCCGCUCCACUGAGUCCGUCUGUAGAAUAAAUAUCUUAGCACCUUCUGAUCGUCUGCUGCGUGUACCUGUCACAUGUUGCUUUCGCCCACAUGCUACCUUACUUCAAAACGCCACCCGAUCAGAGCGCGUGGGUUUUGCAGCCUGCCGCGCUGAUGUAUUUUUAAACAGCGGAGAGAAAACUGGAAAGACGAGAACAAAACAUUUUUUUUUUUUUUUUUUUUUUUUUUUCUUUUUUGAAUCGGAUGUCACAGAUCCUCGACUGGGACAUCGACGCACCUUAACGGCUUCUCUCAGUUCAAACUGAUGUCGUCUUUGGUGUAAUCAGGGAUAAAGGCCUGCAGCGUUCUGUGAGGAAGCAUAAGUCAAUACAUUCAAAGUGCAUUUUUUUUUUUUUUUUUUACACAUUGCCUUAAUUUGUCAUUCUUAAAGGACACACAUAAUCAUUUUUGCAAAUGUUAUUUUUUAAGUUGUGUUCAGGUUUGUUGCUCAGGACAGAUAUAUUCAUUUCUACAUAGAGAAAUAUGGAAAAAGGAAAAAAAAAAAACUAAACUAGCAUAGGUGAAGAAAAGUCUGCAGUUCAAACCUGAAUCUAUAAAGUCAAGGUUCAUAUGGGGGUUUCAUCCAGUCUCAGCAGCAGUGAGGAGAUCUAACACACUGACACUCAAGAGAAGCAAACAUCUCUCGGGAGGCGUUUGCUAUAAUUCACAUGUCAUGGAUGAAAGAAAAGUUAAAAUACCCAGUUGGUAUCUGCAGACAUACGUUAAGCCCUUGGUUGGGCUUAGUCUGGACAAAAAUAAAUGAUGCUCUGAUAGCUGAUUAGUUAACCUAAAUUUGUACGGUUAUCGUUUGGAGAGACGUACAAACAGAGGACACUUUUUUUUCCCCCCUCAAACUUUAUGCUCACAAACAACACCUGCAGUUUCUUAAGCGGUCUGGCUGUUGACUCCUUGGUCAGCCCAUCUGUCUUAACAAUGGAAAAGAGGUUAACAGUUUCCUUCAUAUUCGACAUCCCAGGUGGUUCUUAAUGCUGUGACACAGAGUGUUUCCAUCAGAGAAACAUUUUUUUGGUAGCCGAGGAAACAAAAGUACUUUCUGUAUCUGUGAAUUUCACAUCACUAAUAAUUGAUCACACAUCCAUUCGACAUAUUCCAUUUCAAAAGCAACGAUUAAUUUGGUAAUUACCCUGAGAGAUUUCCAGGUGGUGCCAUUAUAACACCUUGUAAUAAUUCAUACACGGAGGUGCGUAUUCAAUUUAGAGGAGUGUCUCAAAGUUACUUUUCUCUUUCUCCAGAAGGCCAAACUGGAGGGGGCUGGAGGGGAGUGGUUUCAUGCUCUUAAUAUUUUUAUAACAUUUCUGGAGUGCAUUUGGCCUUUAAAUGCUGAGGAGCAGUCUGAAAGUAACCUGUCCUCCUCCAGAUCUGGGUAGAAGGUGUGUCCUUUCUCCUUUUCUCUUGUGCAGUCUUGAUUAAUUUCCCUUCACACAGGUUAAGGCAUCUGAUGCGUUGCUCAGCGCAAAGAUGAGCUCAUCCUUUUCCCUCUUCAAUCACCCUCGCUUGCGCUUGGUGGCUCACACUUCUCCCAUUUGCAGGAUAGCUUGGUGUCUGCUGCCUGUUGAGGUAGACGUUAACUUUGUAGCGUCAGGUCUGCUGCACCACCAGCUCUCUCGAACAAAAAGCACUCCUGCUCUCCUUUUUCUGGAUGGAUGUGCCGAUCAUCCGCCUCCUCGGCAGUCGGGAUACUAACGCCGUAUUAAUUUGCUGCAGUAGUCUCGGGUGCAACGGAUGCAGAGGGAACUCGGUGGCGUAUGUUUGUUUUUAGGAGCUCUGGCUCGUUCUGCUUUUAUAUUCCUCUAAUGUAGCGGAAAGCAUGAGAGGAGAGAGCACUGCUAAUUGUCCUCUGUCCUUUAUCGUUAUGGCCUUGCUUUGUGAAACACCUUCCUAAUUUCGUCUGCCGUCCCUCUGGGUAAUUAAAUCAUUCCCAAGAGGAAACGUAGGCAAACUAUGAAUGUAAGUUUGUUUGGUUUUUUUUUUUUUUUUUGGUUUUUUUACCAGCAUGAACCUACUGCUUCAUGGUCAGUUUCAAAUCUCCUUCCUGCAUUGAAAAAACCAACAACACACAAAUGAAGUUUAGGAAUGCAAAUGAAGACUUUUCUGGUUUUGUUUUCCAUUUUAACACAUUAAAUCAGCAGGGAGAGCAAAAGUUGCAACGCUUUAAACUUCUUUACUAAGUAACCAUUUCUGAAAAUAUUGUCUUUUUCCCGCCCUCUGAACCCUUGUUUCAGCUUCAGCGGCGGUCGAUGAGGUGCGUGUUGUUUAAUUUACGAAGGUGAGCUGCACAUCACACAUUGACGAGUCUUACCUCAUCGUGUGCACAACGCUGCCCGCAUCUGAAGCACAGAGGAACGGCUCAGCGGAUUAGUCGCAGAGCAUAUUAACAGCAGCACCACGGUUAUUAGCGCUGACAUUUCCACGCCGCGACGUGACAUUUGAUGCGGAUACGAGCAUAAACAGGAAUUAUUAAAUUGUCUGGGUUUACAGAUCCGCUACAGAGUAUGGACACAGUUUGCAAAUCACUUAGCCACACUGAAACCACUGCAAAUGUCUUCUUUUACAGCAGGGCAGCAAAAAGAUAUUCUUUUAGUGCAUUCAUAAGUUUGUUUGUUUGUUUUUUUGUUAACUGUCUUGCUUGUAGCAGGUUAUAUAUGUAUCGGUUUGUUCCUUGUCUUCUGUACAUGCCUGUUCUGAGGUGUAGCCUUGUAAAGAAAUGUAAAUAAAAUUUUUUGGUCUAUUACACUGUAUUUUCUGUUACAACUCUUCUUUCAUAUAUUAAAGGAUUUAUAAGACCA
This is a messenger RNA of Poecilia latipinna (sailfin molly), 5666 nucleotides long. RefSeq names its product tetraspanin-17-like. The record is from RefSeq and is a predicted model, not a curated record. The coding region runs from base 254 to 1075 and encodes 273 amino acids. The transcript has 8 exons. NCBI's taxonomy places the organism in Eukaryota, Metazoa, Chordata, Actinopteri, Cyprinodontiformes, Poeciliidae. Gene Ontology annotation, cellular component: plasma membrane.